Molecule: messenger RNA, 1118 nt
Organism: Eubalaena glacialis (North Atlantic right whale)
Lineage: Eukaryota; Metazoa; Chordata; Mammalia; Artiodactyla; Balaenidae
Gene: DUT
Product: deoxyuridine triphosphatase
Exons: 8
Coding region: 240-1064 (274 amino acids)
Biological process (GO): dUTP catabolic process; dUMP biosynthetic process
Molecular function (GO): magnesium ion binding; dUTP diphosphatase activity
Source: RefSeq, a predicted model, not a curated record
ACAGAGGGAGGCAGAGGCAGCCGGAGGCAGCAGCGAGAUUCAGGACGCCGAGUGCACAGCUUUCCGGGAGGACCCGGGCCUACGCCCGCCCGAGGGCUGUUGAUGCGCCGCCUCCGUGCGCCCCUCGUCAGACGCCGGCGGUUACUGCUUCCGAGGUCAUCUGACUGGGACGCGUCUUUCGGUGCAGACUUGGCGCGCGCCUGCAGGAGGGGCGCCAACGUGCGCUCAAACCCGGGCAAAUGAUUUCCCUCUGCCCUCGCCCAGUGCUCGGCUACCAUUUCCUUCCGUCUUUGCUCCGCUCUGUGUUUAACGGCGCGCGCCAGGCAAGACCGGGGACGGAGGCCGCAGGGCUCUCCUGGCCAGGCUCGCCCCUGGAUCCCACCCCGCGGGGGGCCGUGCAGCUCCCGGCGCUCCGGCCGCUGACCAGCGCCCGCAGUCUGAGCCGAGGUUGCCGCAGCGCCAGUAAUGUCGGGGCCCAGGCUGGAAGAACACGGCGUGGGGAGGCUGGGAGCCAGCAGGCCAACAAGGCACAAGUCAUCUCCCCCAGCAAACGGGCCCGGCCUGCGGGGGAGGGCGGCAUGCGGCUCCGCUUUGUCCGGCUUUCGGAGCACGCCACCGCUCCGACCAGGGGGUCCGAGCGCGCCGCGGGCUAUGACCUAUACAGGUUCAUUCCAAGGACUGGAAAUUUCCAAAAGGGUCCAAAUAUGAAAAAGCAGGGAUGUUGUGCCUAUGAUUACACAGUACCACCUAUGGAGAAAGCCCUUGUGAAAACAGACAUUCAGAUAGCUCUUCCUUCUGGGUGCUAUGGGAGAGUAGCUCCACGUUCUGGCUUGGCUGCAAAACACUUCAUAGAUGUAGGAGCUGGUGUCAUAGAUGAAGAUUAUAGAGGAAAUGUUGGUGUUGUACUGUUUAAUUUUGGCAAAGAAAAGUUCGAAGUCAAAAAGGGUGAUCGAAUUGCACAGCUCAUUUGUGAACGGAUAUUUUACCCAGAAAUAGAGGAAGUUCAAGUUUUAGAUGACACUGAAAGGGGUUCAGGAGGUUUUGGUUCCACUGGAAAUAAUUAAAAUUUAUGCCAAGAACAGAAAAUGAGAAAAUAUACUUUUUCCUUGAAAAUAAAG